This is a messenger RNA of Corticium candelabrum, 1072 nucleotides long. RefSeq lists its product as uncharacterized. Lineage: Eukaryota; Metazoa; Porifera; Homoscleromorpha; Homosclerophorida; Plakinidae. The record is from RefSeq and is a predicted model, not a curated record. The transcript is spliced from 2 exons. Bases 20 to 838 code for a protein of 272 amino acids.
GAUCCUCGACAAAAACCUGAUGAAAGAGUGCAAAACUUUCAAGGUAGAGGCAAUUUUCCACUUAGUAGCUGGAGACCGUACACAUGUUACUAACUUCAAAUUUGGUGAUGAGUCAAUUUGUUCCACUGAUGCUGAGUUAAGAAUCGACUUUGAGUGUACAUUUGAAGAUGGUGACUGUGGCACUCGGAAUGACGCCUGUGGUUUAGUUGCUUGGCGAAUUCGAGACAGGAGUGCUUCAAGCAGUGCACGUCGAAGAUCAGCAGACUGUACUAAACAGCCUGGAAUCUCUCUGCUAAAAAAGACGAUCAAGACUACUUGUUCAUAUGACCAUCUUCAAAAUAUUGUGGACUUGCAACAAUCAGGAUUUCUUGUCUCUCAGUCAUCAGAUGCAGAUGCCAUUGACUCUUCACGAGCGAAACGGUCACUAGGAUAUGAACUGUAUCUUCCUGCACCAGAGAAUUCUGAUGUUGGCAGCGGUAUCCUUGACCUACCAGAAGUCCAAUAUGAUGCCGCUAAUGCAAUUUUGCAGUUUCACCAUGAAAUGGAAGCAGGGGGAUUCCAUAAUCUUAUGGUGACUGCUAUAUGCACCUCAGAUCCAACCAACCCACUCAUCCCACUUGAUAGCUUAGAUGUUCACUAUCAUAAGACAAAUUUGGAUGGCAGUGGUAGUUAUGGGAAGAUAUGCUUGGACAUUCAUAGUUAUGUUGAUCCGACAAUGUGCUCCACAUUUGUAAUCCAAAUGCAAGCUUGUGUUGUUGUCACAGACCUCAUAGUUGACUCUAUUGCCUUCUUUGACAGCAUUGCUGCGUCUGAUUGCAGUGAAGUAGACAAUAUAUAGCCAGAGCAAGCGUAAGUAGCUCAUGCAGUAUUGGUGGUGCUACUGUAGUUCUAUGAAUUAUUCCCUAGUAUGCUACUUUGUGGUUUAGAAUUUGCUUGCUCUUUUGUUGUUCACGCACUAGGACUGUAUUAUUUGCAGAACUUAACACGAAUGCAGUAUGCAAGAAUAAAGAAACAGAGAAUCAUGCAAUAUGUGGUUAACAGUGUGAAAUAGUGGGUUUAGCAAUAAAUUCUA